AGAACCACUAGGGGGCAGUGUUGUAAGAACAAACCCAUGGAUUUAGUUUUUUGACAGUCAUGAAAACGCGGAAAUAGACUUUGUGAAAGAGGCGUGAGGUUGUUAGGCGUCAUUUAGAGACAGCGGAGUGUGUCUGCGUGUCUUUUCUAACAUCGAAAGCAGACUUAAAACUGAGACUCAUGGCUGAGAACAUGGAAGAGGACUCCCUCCCUCUCCGGGAGGACCUGACCUGCCCUGUAUGUCAGGGGAUCUUCAGGGACCCCGUCCUGCUGCCUUGUUCCCACAGCUUCUGUCGGGAAUGUGAGCAGAGCAACUGGAAGUUCAGCAAGAACUGCCCUCUCUGCAGGGAGUCUUACGAGCAGAACCGGGUUGUCGGUAACCUGGCCCUCAAAAACACCUCGGAGAGCUUCCUCCGGCAGCUCAACCUGCUGACUGUCCAGAACCAGCCCAACGCCGAGCUCUGCAACCUGCACCUAAAGCCGCUGGAUCUGUACUGCGAGAAGGACGAGGAGCCUGUCUGCGUGGACUGCGUCUCCCAGCACAGCAUGCAUAGGCUGUGGUCGGUGAGAGACGGCACAGCCAUUUGCAAGAAGGAGCUUGGCUUCAAAGUCCAGAUUUUUGAAAAGAAGGUGAGCUCAUACAAAAAGCUCACCAAGAAGAUAAGCAAUACAGUGGAGUACAUUAAGCAUCAGGCAGGAGAAACGGAGCAAAAAAUCAAGGCAGAGUUUGAGAGGCUCCACCAGUGGCUUUACCAGGAAGAAACCAAGCGACUGGAAGCUCUGUCGCACGACGAGAAGGACAAGAUCGACUACAUGCAUAGGGUCAUUGAGAUGACUAACAGUGACAUCGCUACUAUAACGGAGUAUAUUGAGACCUUAAAGAAGGAGAUGGGCAACGAGGAUCUGCUGCUCCUGAAGAAUUUCCAAAAAGUCAAGAGAGAAACCGAGUGGAUUGAACCCGAGCAAGGCUUUCCAUAUGAUGCCCUAAUAAAUGUGGGCAAACACGUUGGUUCUCUGGGCUACAAGAUCUGGAAGGACAUGAAGGCUCAUGUCAAAUAUUACCCAGUGGUGCUCGACCCGGCCACAGCCUCUCCAUGGCUCGAGUUGAGCCCCGACCUCACCAGCAUGAAGGAGAGCCCGGAGCGGCUGGUGGUGCCCGACAACCGAGAGCGUUUUGAUCCCAUCGUCUUCGUCAUGGGGGCGGAGGGAUACAAAACUGGCAAAUACAAAUGGGACGUCACCGUCGGCGACAACCCCAAGUGGGUCCUGGGAGUGUGCAGAGGAGACGUGGCCCGGAAGAAGAAGUUCACCGUGUCGCCGAGUCGCGGCGUGUGGGCUAUAGGGCUGAGUAAAGGGGUGUACACCGCCCACAGUGACGAGCGUGCCGAUCUAAACGUGACGCACGUCCUUGAAAAAAUACGCAUCAAGCUAAAUAUGGAUAAGGGAGAGGUGUCGUUUUGGGACGGGGGGAGGGAAAAGCAUUUGAUCACCUUUACGCACAACUUUGAUACAAGAAUUUUCCCUAUUUUCGGCCCUGGCCUCCAUUCUACUCCCAUGGUUCUGGCUCCUGGAAAAAUAGCUGUUCACACAUCGUAAAUGAUCCUCCCAAAUAUUACAGAAAGGUUGAUGUUAACCAGUUAUGCAUGAUUUGAAUCGCUGAGGGAAAAAAAAUGCUUUUAUUGCAAAGUGAUGUUUGAAACCCUAUACCAAACGAGAUCGGCUUUAGGCCUAAUAUUUUGUGGAGGAGAAUAAGAAAAACCAAAAAUAUGAUGAAUUUUAAUUUACAGUUGCUGCAAGAAGUGCUUUAAAUUGUGUUAGACAUCUUUCAAGUCCAUUUAGCUCUAUAAAACAUAACAGCAUUAGAGUUUUCUUGAUUUCUUGUUUCAGAAUUAUUUUUAGAAAUGAUUUGUGCUCACAGUAAGACUUUGGCUGUUUUGGGAUCAGUGUUAUGAAUGAGAAGCAGUUUUUUUUUUUAUACCUGUGUGCCUUUUGUUAAAGCAACUGAGUCUACUGCAAAAAGAGAAUUGUGUUGGAUUAUUGGAAGUUUCAGAAGAGGAGCAAAUUGCCCUGUUAAUUCUGAUCAUAGCACAGCAAAUUAUUUGCUCUAAAUAUCUGUUAAAAUUGUUUGUUUCUUUACUUUUUUUACUUGUCUUGGUGGGCUAAUAGUUAGAGCAGGGCGCAGACUUUUAGCCCCGGAAUGCCCCCACACACACACUUUUCUUUUCUAAAUGUUGGUGUUAAGUCUGUGGUAGCUGUCCUUCACUUUAUUUCCAAACUGACGACAAUGUAGACUUUACUUAAAGUUGUGUGAACUGAACCAAGGCACUUGUCCAAACGUCAAUAAAAUUGGUUGCAGUCACUACA
Molecule: messenger RNA, 2363 nt
Organism: Fundulus heteroclitus (mummichog)
Lineage: Eukaryota; Metazoa; Chordata; Actinopteri; Cyprinodontiformes; Fundulidae
Gene: trim35-28
Product: tripartite motif containing 35-28
Exons: 7
Coding region: 180-1595 (471 amino acids)
Molecular function (GO): zinc ion binding; protein binding
Source: RefSeq, a predicted model, not a curated record